Diversispora eburnea is the source of this 2706-nucleotide messenger RNA. The record is from the annotation of a GenBank genome assembly. Lineage: Eukaryota; Fungi; Glomeromycota; Glomeromycetes; Diversisporales; Diversisporaceae.
AUGGCUACCACCACCAAAUCUGGAAAGCCGUUGGAAGAAAUUGGACAAUUAAUUGCGAAGCGACCCCCAGAGGUUGUGGCAAAGAAUAAAUAUAAGACGGUCGAAGUUAUAGCAAAUUUUUUGGAAGUAAACAAGUUCCAAUAUCCUAAAGUAAAAUCUUACACUGUUGAUGUUGAUACAGACAGAAGAACAAAGGCUUCUAAAAAAGAUUCCAUUGCUGCUAUUAUUCAACUUGUAAAAAACCCAAGAUUUGGUCCAGCUGCGUAUGAUGGUCAACUUUUAUAUUCUGUGGUAGAUCUUACACAAGGUUCUAAUGUUAGAAAAGUUACUGUUGAACCACCAGACGGCGCAGGUCGUGCAAAAAGAUUUACAGCAAUCAUCAAAUUUUCUAAUGAUUAUACUCUUAAAGAAAUGUCCAAUUAUAUGAAAAAAAAUACAGAUCAAAUUUGGGAUGCUUCAAUUCAAAAUAUUUUUACAAUACUUAAUGCUUUUUUGAAUACUAAAGUACGUACAAAAUAUCAAACAGUAGGCAAAAAAGCCAUUUUUCCUCAACCCCCACGUUUACAGGACAGAAUAUAUUUGUAUGGAGGAGUUGAAUUGAUUCGCGGAUAUUAUCAAUCUUUUCGUCCUGGUUGGGAUAAAUUACUCAUUAAUGUGGAUGUUUGUGCAACCACAUAUUAUCCAGCGGGAAAUUUUAUUGAUAUUAUUCCUAGAAUUCUUUACACUUCACAUAAUAAAAUAUUAAAAACAAGAGAUCAAUUAAGAAGUGGACUUAGCCGUGAUGAAAUUAAUUCGAUAUCAAAGUUUCUACAAGAUAGAGAUUUUACUACUACUUUUGCAACAAGAAAUCAAAAAAAGAAAUUAAAACUUGUUGGAAUUACUCUAGAAUCUGCUGAUAGAAAAAAAUUUAGAUUAGAUGGUGGGGGACAAAUGACUGUUAGUCAAUAUUAUAAAGAUUUAGGAUCUCCUUUAGAAUUUCCAGGUCUUCCUUGUGCAAUUGUCAAAAGACCCAGAAAGGAUGAUGCUUAUUACCCCUUAGAAAUAUGUCAAAGAUAUUAUAUUGAUAGACUCUCGACAGAUCAAAAUCGAGAUAUGAUUGAAAAAACUGCCAUCAAACCUAAAGAUCGUUUUGCGAGAAUUGAGAAUGCCAUUGCUAACAUAUAUAAACAUCAAGAUGACGAAAAUUUACGGGCAAUUGGAAUGGGAAUUAGCAAUAAAUUCAUUAAAUUGAAAUCAUUUGUACUCCCAUCACCGAAAUUAUUGACUAGCGGAAACGAAGUAGUACCAGAGGCAGCUACUUGGGAAAGUAAUGAUCUUGUGAAUUGGUCAGUUGUAUCAUUUGAUGAUCCAAGAUUUCUUCCAGAGCAACAAAUUAUCAAUGCAUUAAAAUUAUUAAUCGAAGCUUUAACGCAAAAAGGAAUUAAUGUACCAACGCGACCUAAAAUUACUUUUGCAAAUCCACAAACGAAUAUUAAACAGGCACUCACAGUUGGUCUUAGAAAUGCACAAUUAGACAAAAAAAGAGAUAAAAUUCCUCCAUUCAUUAUAUGCAUUGUCAAUAAAAAAUCAGAUGCACAAUCUAGCAUUUACCCAAUUAUUAAAAGGAUUUGUGUCACUGAAUUAGGAGUAAUGUCUCAAUGUGUUAUUGGAACAAAUAUGAAAGGAAAUAUAAACAAAUGGAGACAAAUUUGUUCCAAUGUAGCACUUAAAAUUAAUGGAAAAUUAGGUGGAGUAAAUUCUUCAUUAGCUGAAGUAGAAAGAAAUUUCUUUGUUGAUGAGAAAAAAUCUCAAGAAAAGUUUAUGUUCUUUGGUGCAGAUGUAUUUCAUCCGGGAGCUGACGAUAAAAAGAAGGGACGUCCAAGUGUUGCAUCAGUAGUUGCCUCCAUAGAUCGUGAGGCAACUAGAUACGCUGCUCGUUACAGUAUGAAUCAAUUCUUGAAAAAUGAAACAAUCGAAGAAUUUAAUUUAAUGGUUAUAGGUUUAGUCAAAGAAUAUAAAGAAAAUAAUGAUGAUUUUCCGGAUCAAAUAAUCUUUUAUCGUGAUGGAAUAGCCGAAGGUCAAUUUGCGAAAAUUAUGGAUGAAGAAAUAUUACCAUUGGAAGAUGAAUUGAAAAAAUUAUAUUUCCCCAAAGAUCCACCAAAAUUCACUUUUGUAAUUGUCCAGAAACGUCAUCACGCUAGAUUUGUUCCUGUUAAUGAUAAUGAUGCAGAUCCUAAUGGAGGAAAUUGUUUACCGGGCACAGUAAUUGAUACCGGAAUAGUAGUUCCACAAUAUUUUACAUUCUUCUUGCAAAGUCAUGCAAGCCCUCUUGGAACGGCUCGUUCAACUUAUUAUCAUGUUAUACGUAAUGGGGGUGACUUUAGUAGAGAGGAAAUGUACAAAUUAACUUAUAAGCUAUGCUUUUUGUCUGCAAGAUGUAACCUUGCCAUUUCGCAUGUUACUCCCGUACAUUACGCUCAUCAUAUUGCAAAUCAAGCAAAACAUUUUGUUUCAUAUAAAGAAAUCGAAGAACAACCUCGUGCUGUUCCUGGACGUGGCUUUGGUCGCGGUGGUCGUGGUGGACGUGGUGGACGUGGUGGGCGAGGUAGAGGACGUGGUGGCGGCUUUUCUCCUCCACCUCCCCCACCAGAGAGGCCUACAAAGGUUCAAGAUGGUAAAUGUUUUACCGUAACUGAAAAUAUGAGAAAUCAGAUGUAUUUUGUUUGA